AUUCCCAUAACAUUUUUGUCAGCACAACCAUUCAGUUUACUGGUCGCAGUUGAUAAGCGCACAUCUCCAAACAUGAGUUCCAAAAUAGUGCUGCAUACAACCCGUCGCACCCCCGGAGGACGAGCUGUUCAAAUCUUGUCCCACAUUUUGGGGCUGGAUCUCGAUCUCAAGUUUGUCGAUCUGUCCAAAAAGGAACAGAUGAGCGAGGAGUUUCUCAAGUUAAACCCAUUCCACACGAUACCGACCAUUGACGACGAUGGUGUUCCGGUGUACGACAGCCAUGCCAUUCUCGUCUAUCUGGUGUCCAAGUACGCCAAGGAUCGGGAUCUCUUUCCGGAGGAUCCCGUCAUCCAAGCUCGCAUCAACGCUUGGUUCCACUUCGACUCCGGAGUUUUGUUUCCGAGACUGCGUGGUGCCGUUGAACCAGUGUUCUACUUUGGUCUGAAGAAGAUUCCCCGGGAUCGAAUGGAAGCAAUUGAGGCGGCUUACGAUCUAUUCGAAGGAGCGCUGAAGGGCGAUUUCCUGGUAGGAGAUUCGUUGACGCUGGCGGAUAUAAGCGUAACCACUUGUUUGGUGUCCUUGAAUGGAGUUUGCCCUAUGGAGGAGUCUAAAUAUCCGAAAAGCUGCGCUUUUCUUAAACGGAUGGAACAGUCAAUGCCGUGCUACAAGGAGUUCAACGCUGAAGUGUUGGAAGAGACCAAGGUAUUUCUAAAGCAGAAACUGGAUGAAAACAAUAAGAAAUAAAAUCAACCACUGUGAAUUACUA
Aedes aegypti (yellow fever mosquito) is the source of this 766-nucleotide messenger RNA. Its product is annotated as glutathione S-transferase 1-like. Bases 73 to 744 code for a protein of 223 amino acids. The transcript is spliced from 2 exons. NCBI's taxonomy places the organism in Eukaryota, Metazoa, Arthropoda, Insecta, Diptera, Culicidae. The record is from RefSeq and is a predicted model, not a curated record. Gene Ontology annotation, biological process: glutathione metabolic process. Gene Ontology annotation, molecular function: glutathione transferase activity.